Melitaea cinxia (Glanville fritillary) is the source of this 1739-nucleotide messenger RNA. RefSeq names its product serine/threonine-protein kinase S6KL-like (gene S6KL). Gene Ontology annotation, molecular function: protein serine/threonine kinase activity; ATP binding. Bases 1 to 1308 code for a protein of 435 amino acids. NCBI's taxonomy places the organism in Eukaryota, Metazoa, Arthropoda, Insecta, Lepidoptera, Nymphalidae. Gene Ontology annotation, biological process: protein phosphorylation. The transcript is spliced from 10 exons. The record is from RefSeq and is a predicted model, not a curated record.
AUGGGAAAUUCUCAAAAUAAGAAAAGUGUUCGUGUAAACCAAAAUCAUACCGUGCAUUCAACUCGGGACGGUCAAUCAUUUACAAGCCAGUUCAGUUUGUCCCAUUUCGCUGGUAACCUCAGUGGACGCUCUUUCGUCAGUGUAACAAGCAACCAGUCAGUUUAUAGCGCAUCACGGCCUUGGUCUCGUGUUUCUAGAAAAAGGUGGAAUGAUUCAACUUUGAAAAACCCACUAGAAGCUAGUAAAACAGCCUGGCCGGUUGCACACAAAGAGUCCAUAUUUCUACCCGAGUAUCCUAUAACAGUUGAACUUCUACAGAAAGACUUUGAAAUAAUAGAGACCAUAGCAAAAGGUGCUUUCGGGGAGGUAUAUAAAGUUAAUAAGACUAGUGAAAACAAAGAAUUUGCUCUCAAAGUAUUAAAUAAAGCUCAGAUAAUUAGUGAGAAUUCGGUUAGACAAGUAAAAGAAGAGGCACGUAUACAGGCAGCUGUUGGUCAUCAUUCGUACAUAGCGGGAGCGGUUUCGCGUUGGCAAACGAAGAAAAGACUGUAUAUACUUUUAGAAUACAUUCCCGGCGGCGAGCUGUUAGCAUUACUAGACAAGUACGAAAAGUUAACAGAGGAACUUGUUAAGAUAUUCGUUGCAGAGAUUGCUAUAGCUAUUGAUUUCCUUCACAAUGCUGGCGUAAUAUACCGUGAUCUCAAACCAGAAAAUAUUCUUCUAGAUACAGACCUUCACAUACAACUUGUGGACUUCGGCUUGUCCAAGUGGCUGUCCGUCGGUUCACGUACUACGACGCUCUGCGGCACACUCAAAUACAUAGCGCCCGAAGUAUUACAACGAGAACCGUACGGUCACGCAGUGGAUUGGUGGUCGCUCGGGGUCAUCGCUUGCCGAAUGCUGACAGGACAGUUUCCGGCGCCUGCUGUUAAUGUGUCAGCAACAACGGGCAGUUCUACGCAAAUGCCAUCUACAAGUAUGAAAAUGGACUACGAAAAUAAUAGGCUUGAAUUUAAAGCUAUUCAGCCCAAACCAGGUACUUUGCCAAGUUGCGCGAAUGAGUUGUCAAAUUCAGCCAGAGGCUUGCUUUUUCGACUCCUCGAUACUGAUCCCAAAGUUCGCUUACGAAGCUUAAGGCAGCUACAGCAAACAGCAUUUUAUUUGAAAUUUAAUUUCGAACAUGUCAAAUCUAAAAAGAUUUCACCCAGACAGGUUUUAGAACAUUUUUUGGGUUCUGCUUCAUCCCAGAAUAGACGUGAUAACUUAGCACAAAAUUUUACAGAAUUUGAUCAACCAUUGUCUUUGUAAAAACGAAAUGUAAAAGAUGUUUACGGUGCCAUUUUAGUAUAAAAUUAUAUAUUUCGAAUAUAUCUACUAAAUGUCACAAAAAUGCGUUUAGUUAAUUAUUUAUGAUCUGAAAUAAUAAAUAAUCUCUAUAUUCUCUCUAGUUAUUGUUAUUCAUUUAUCUGUAAUAAUAAAUAAAUAUAAAAAUUUAUGUACUACGUAUUAACGUUUAAAGAAAAGUUUGUCAACAAGAAUAUGUAUAAUUAAAUUAAAUCACUUGCAAAAUUAUUGUAAAAAAAAUAUGAUGACAAAACCAUAAUCUGUAUAAUUUUCCAUUUAUUAAAUAGUAAUUAGUUUUAUAAUAUACUAGCGACCCGCCUUGGCUUCGCACGGGCGCUAUGCUGAUACUAAUUAUAAAAAUAAUAUAAUAAAUAUAAUAUAUAAUAUAUGCGCAA